This is a messenger RNA of Folsomia candida, 2747 nucleotides long. RefSeq lists its product as uncharacterized. The coding region runs from base 258 to 2273 and encodes 671 amino acids. The transcript is spliced from 4 exons. The record is from RefSeq and is a predicted model, not a curated record. Lineage: Eukaryota; Metazoa; Arthropoda; Collembola; Entomobryomorpha; Isotomidae.
GUGGAAUUUUGGAAUGUUUCUUUUUCUGGAACUUUUUUCUUGGAAUUUGGACAAAUUUUUGUAGGCAGGUGCAGUGCAGGUAGAUUGAUUAGUUUAGUCGAGUUAACUUCAAGCUUUUGUCCAGGUUGUUUCUCUUUUGACUUGACAAACUGAAAAAUUAUUAUCAAAGCCCAAAGUUAUGAGAUUUAAUUGAUUUGAUUGAGUUUUGUCCUUUUUUAUUGGAAGCAAGCAGUUUAAAUUCCCUAUUUUGAGAUAAGAUGGUAUUUAAUAGAAGGCCCCGAAAUGAAAAACAAGAACGAUUGUUUAAACAAUGGAAACAGGACGUUCUCAGUGUCCUAGUUGCUAGCAAGACUGGAAUUGAUACUCGGAAACUUCAAGCCGAUCUGGAAGAGAAUGUUGGAAAAGUUCCAAUUGAAGAAAUGGGGUACGACAGGUGGGGAGAAUUUUUGUACGAGAUUCGGGAUUUGUUCUUCGUUGGACAUAAUUAUGGCGAAAAUCCAUCAAACCCACGAACCAGAUUGUUUCUUUUUCUCAAUACCAAUGCGGUGCAUGGUGCGAAUGAGAGUUUGUCCGGUAUCCUUAGCCUUGUCCGCGGCCAGGCGAAAGGGAAGACGCCCAAACGAAGGGAUGGGACUACCAACGCGCCUACCAUGCACCAAGUAUCGCGUUGUGAGGCUAAAUAUCUUCUUGGCAAAACUGAGGCACCACAGAUUACUCCGGCUCCAGGUCGUGGGGGGAGCAGGGGAUACCGUGGAAAAUCUGGUGGCGGUGGCCGUGGUGGAGGUGGGUUUCGGUCUUCAAAUUCCUUUGGUUCGAAUUCCAAAAAUAGUUACAACCGGGUUGCACCUCCUCAAUCAUAUAAAUCGUAUAAUGGAAAUGGAAACUCUUUACGGGACGACUAUAAGGAUGUGAGUUCAGAGACCAUGCUUCGACGCUACGCGAACGUUUUGCCAUCUGGAUUUGAUGACGAUGGUGAUUCGGAUGAUUUGGACGACGUUUUCGACUACUGUGGAGGAACAUCGAGGAUUCGACCGAAACCAAUCCCUGAAUCCGAGUGGAGUGGUACGGAAGGAAGUGGAAGCGAUUGUGUGGAUAAUUUAUGUCGUCCCCUUUCUCAGCUUGCUGUUAGUAAAUGUGACGAUGCUGUUGCAAAACCAAAGCCUUUGAUGACGGCUUUGCCCACUAUCUCCUCCUCCAAGCCUAAUAUGCAAUCUUCAUUGCAAAGUCAGACCAGAGCUCCUGUUCAAACAAAUAAACCUCCGGUUUUCACCAGACCUAUUAUUCAACCAGCACCAAAACCAUAUACGCCGUCAAGCAGCAGACCAAAAUUUAAGUUCCAACUACCAACUCCUGAAGAAAAGACUCCUGAAGUGCCCGCUGAAGAAACUUUGCUAGACGUCCCCUCUUCGAAAAUUCAGCCAGUCACGCUUCCUCCUAAAGUUCAACCAGUACCCCAAGUUGCACCCCGUCUGAAACUUCAACCUAGUGCUGCAUUCUUGUCCCCUCCAAAAGUUCAUAUCCCUGUCGUCCCGGUAGCCCUUCCAAAAGCUUAUCCUCCAGACCUUGAAUCGCCUCCUCAUACAUUCUCAUCGCUUCCACAAUUAAUUUGCAACAUGCCCUCAGAAAUGCAAAAUCACUUUGGCAGUCGUGUCACUGGACAAUCUUCUUCCCGUUCUUCUUCUUCGGAUGAAGAUUAUGAAAUUUCGAUGGAGCUGCAUCGUCCCGUUCCCGUUCCUUGCCGUCUACAAAACCAUAAAACUCAGGAACAAAAUGACAAACCUACGACAACGGCUCCUCGACGAAACAUUUCCAUUUCCAAUUUGUGUAAUGACGACGACAAGGAUAAAGCUGUCUACUACCAACCCAAGCUUGACACCAAUACGAUGAAAUUGUGGAAACCAGAAGGUGCUAUUUUGAAAACUCGCAAUCCAUUCGAUUGGCCUUCAACUAACUCAAAGCCUAAACUAGACGAGAAGAAAAUAGAAGAACCCGAUCGUGUCCUUCGUAUCAAUUUAGACAACAUGGGACCAAGUGCCUUCAAGGGCUCAAGGGGUUGGGAUUCACCAGUCCUUCGAAUUAAUUUGGACCCUAAUGCGGCUGAUGUGCAGCCCACGAUUGGACGACGUCCUGUUGGGCGUGGCCGUGGUCGUGCGUGGGAUCGUCGUCGAUCAAGCGAUUCUUCGGAUGAUGAUGAUAAUGUGGAGUUUGAGCCGCCAAGAGUGUACGAACCAGUGACCCAAGUACGACGCCUAAACUUGGAGGACAUGGAUUAAAUAAUAAAUUAUUGAAGGUUUCCUUUGUAAGCAUGAUUUGAGUUUUCCAAUAUAUACGUAGUAUUUUUAAAUCUUUGAAAUUUGUUAAUGUAACCGGUUGACUCGUAAUGAAUUAGUUAGUAUUAAUUAGCUAGACAAAAAAAAUCGUACUUAACGUAAUCAAGUUAUCUUAAACUAUGUUAGCUGUAGUCAAUUGUGCUCUGAACAACAGACAUAUAUGUUACUCAACAUUAUUAAUUAUCUUCCCAUACAUGUAAUUUAUCAACUAAUUACUCAUUAUGUCCUUGAUCUAUCAUUUGUAAUAGCAGUGUUAAGGUUAUUACAUAUAUAUUAUUAUUCAGCUAUUAUUAAUCAACUAUUACAUACGAGACUACAUUUUAAUUUAGUUUCAUAAUCUAUCCGGUCUUUUAAUUCGAAUGUUUGCGCUUGUUUCGUAUUUUGGAUAAACUUUACAGUUUAGACACGUUUAAUCAA